UGCUGUUGCACGACGACAUUCGCGGCAUGGGUCACUGUUGGCCUCGCGGCCAAUGCUGGCAGCUGGAUCCACGUUACGUGACCACGUGCAAGAGAGGAGGAGGGGCGGGGGGUCUCACAUCCUCGCUAGGCCAAAUAGAAAGACUAUGUGUCAUCCUGGAUGACUCUUUCUAUUAGCACUUGUGCUCUGGCAGUGAAGGGUCAGCUGUUCUUCGUCUUAUGUUCCUACUCACUUCCCUGUCGGUGCAAGAGGCACGGGAGAAAGGGAAAUAUUCUUACUUCGGAAUGAUCUAGCUGCCUGAGGAAGCAAGCAGGAUGCUGAUAACGCGGUUCCUCACACUGGUGAUCGCGUCCGUGGCUGCCGUCCGGGGCAACGCCCGCUGCCCUAGCGAGUUACCCUGGAGGAUGCGACCGCAAGACUUCCCUGAGAUACCUCGUGCCUUUCAUCAUCUCCUGCACUGCCCACGAGAACUCAACAGUUGUGCCGACACCCUGUUCACCUGCGAUCCACCAGAAGUUGUCAAUACGACCCGACAAACAUAUAUGCAGACUUGCUCUUGCGCUACAAACUGUGUCUACAACAGAGACUGCUGCUGGGAAGUUCCGUACACGGAUGAUCCCCUUCCACCGGCUGCAUCGUGCAACUUGGUCUUCAUCGAGCCAACGCUUAAGAAGCAGAUAUACAUGGUUAGUAAGUGUGCCAACGGCUGGACGGAGCCCACUGCGCGAAGUGGCUGUGAGACUCCGGAAGAUUACCAGGAUGCGUUUUACCGCAUCCCGGUAACGAGUGACAGGGACGUAACGUAUGCCAAUGGAUUUUGCGCGUUGUGCAACGAUGAUCUCAGUACAGACGCUGUAUUCUGGAACGCCUCUGACAGUCCUAGAAAAGUUCCUACGCUGGAUAAACUGCCAAAGUGGGCUACGGAUCAGCCGCACAUUCAUCUAAGACCGUGCUCCUUCUAUGCCCUGUACGACACGUGUCCCAACGAUACCGAUCCACAUGUGGCGCGGAAGUGUCAGAAAUACUUCGCCCCGAUUACUUCCGAGGAAGACAAAGGCUCUGUUGUGUACCGGAAUGUGUACUGUGCUCUGUGUAACGGCAUUGAAAUGUCUAACUUGACUUGUGCUGAAACGAAGAACGUGACCAGCUUCUCCGCUGUAUUCCAGAAGGGGCACGGUAUGGGCCCGAACCUCGCAGCUAUACUCCGACCAGUCGUCAGUAGGAAGUCAUGCCUCGCUGAGCACAACGGAGUGUGCUACAUUAGAUCGGUAGGCUAUUACCACAAAACACACCCCGAGGUUAGCGACGCAAACAGCACGAACUCCACGGACACAAGCAACGUUUACUCUGACAGUAUCCAAGUCGGUUUCACAAUCAUCUGCAUCAGCUUGUCACUAGUCUGUCUCUUCCUCAAAGGAAUCGCCUUCGUCAUCAACGAAGAUGCUCGUUCAUUCUCCUCCGUUUGCAUAUUGUGUUUGUCCGGAACUUUGUUCGUAAGUCAGCUGCUGUUCCUCCUCGUGAACUCUUUCCCAAUCCCUCCGAUGGCUUGCAAGAUCUCAGCGAUGACUUUGCACUACGGGUUCCUCUCGACCCUCUGCUGGACUAGUGUCCUCUCAUUCGAUAUAUGGCGGAGCCUUUCAAGUAUGACUCAUCGCGUAAAGUCAUUCAUGGCAUGCAGCAUCAUAGCAUGGGGAAGCCCUUUGAUCGUCGUCCUCCUGGCUCUGGCAGUCGACACAGCGGUUCCAGGAUCAGACAUUGCGCCCCACUACGGAGAAACCGCGUUCAACUGCUGGAUUGGGACUCCCUGGGCGCUGCUCACCUUCUUCUUGGUACCUGUCGUCUGCUCGAUUUGCGUAAACGUAGGCCUGUACGUGAGCACCGUUAGGCAUGUGAGAGACAAAGCCAAGUCCAUUGCCUCUUUCGAGUGUCGUACUGGAAAGCGAGUGUCCUAUCUGCUCCUCUUUGUGAAGCUCGCGUUCAUCAUGGGAUUGACGUGGGUUAUCGCGUUUGUCGGAGCCUUCCUUAGCCAUGUCAUCGUUGAUGUGUUUGUGAUCCUCCUAGUCGGACUGCAAGGUGUGUUCCUCUUCUUUGGCUUCAAGGACUACAGACAUUUCCGUAAGCUGUGCCAGUCAAAGAAAAGCCUGUCACGGCUGGGUGCGUCGAGUGCGACCACGGGAUCCAGCGGAGUGUUGUCUAUGGGAUAACGUGCAGACAAGUGCUCCAUGAGUGACAUCCGAAUCGUCACGUGUAUCGUGACGCUAAAUGUACCCCUUCAAAGAAAUACCCAUCUAUUUAUUUAUCAUAUUUAUGUGCAUCUCACGUAGAAAUCCAGCGAAGAGGACGAUCGAACUUUAUUAUAUGAAAUGAAGGACAAGAACAGUGACCUGUGAACAAAAUCAUGCGCAGACAAACGAGCUGCUGUGUCAUUAGAGCAUUAGAGUGUAUGACGACGAACGUAAGGUGCACUGACUGAAGACCAGCAAAAAAAAAAAAAAGAAAAGCAGUUUAUAUUCACAUCUCGUGUUAAAGAUGAGAUGGAAAGGUGUGACAUUCGUCGAGGGCUUCCAUAUAACACCAUGGUGGUUGUUGUAGAUCCCAAGAGAGAAAGCAUAAGAUCACCAUUCGUCCGCUGAAGGUGCUGCGUUUGGGAUUACAGGAACGAUUGACCUUCACAGACACCUACGGUAUGCAAACGCCUUAGGCUGCUGUAGGAAAUGUCUGUGGUAUUCCCAAACACGGCAUUGUCAUCGCACUAUAGCGGUGACGAUAAUAAGACUAUUUUGAGAGCUACGACAGCUGUCAGUGGGUCAGAUAUUAAUAGACACGCACUCGUCGCAAAUACGUCAUUUCUGUGUAACUUCCUCUCCCCGACUUAAGUGCAUCGGUAAGGCUCCCCAAUGCUGGUUGGGUUGCCAACAAAACGCAUUGCGCAAUGACGCGCAAUGAGAACUGAUGUGAACUUGCGUUCUUCAUGCUGACGUUUCAUUUUCGAACAAUUUUCUGUCGUAUUGUCUCGUUUUUGUUAUGUGUGCGCCGAUUCCAAGCGGGGAACGUAGAAAUGUCAAAAGGCUGUCAAACAUUUCGUUACCCUCAACUGCACUUGUCAUAUGCUUGCAAAAGUAAACUUUUUUUUGCACAACAACAAAGAAUGUACUCAGUGACU
Molecule: messenger RNA, 3163 nt
Organism: Ornithodoros turicata
Lineage: Eukaryota; Metazoa; Arthropoda; Arachnida; Ixodida; Argasidae
Exons: 2
Coding region: 315-2204 (629 amino acids)
Biological process (GO): cell surface receptor signaling pathway; G protein-coupled receptor signaling pathway
Cellular component (GO): membrane
Molecular function (GO): G protein-coupled receptor activity
Source: RefSeq, a predicted model, not a curated record